AUGACCGCCGAAGCGCCUCACCCGCCGAGCUGUUGCAUCGGCAGCAGCAGCAGCGCCAGUCCGUUGCACAACCUCUCCGCCUCCAUAAACUCGCUCCUCUUCCUCUGGCUCCUCUUGUCGCCCGCCGCGCAUGCGCUCCCCCAAGGAACAAAUCCCGCCCCAGGCACCAGCACCAGCACCAGCAGCGAUGACGAGAACAACAACGGCGAUUCGGAUUCCUCGCUGACGCGCGACGGCCUGCUCAACCUGUACUUCCUCUUCAUCGCCAUCGUCGUCAUCCUGCUCGUCGUCGCGCUCCUCCUACUGCACCGCCGCAAGAAGCGCAGAAAGGCCAUGAUGCGCAACUACGGUCAGUCAGCGCUGGCGCAAGACAUCAACGGCCACCACCACAACAACAACAACACCUCGCGCUGGCUCCCCGGGCCUGGUCGCUGGAUGAUGGGCGGAGCUGGAGCAUCGGGAACCCACCGCGCGCCCGAGGAAGGGCUCAACGAACGCGGCGAGGCGCCGCCGCCCUACAACCAGCCGCCAGGCGGUCCGCCGCAGCCAGCCUACGCCCCCGGUGCGAGCUACGUCGCUAUGCCGCCACCGCUGCCGCCCGGCUGGCAGAGUGACGCUGGACUGACGAUUCCGAUGCGCACCCUGUCGCGCGACACGCAGGGAAACAAGCCGCCCGACUACCAAGAGACGCUGGCCGGUCCUGGCGCCGAAGGUGGACCGCCGCCGCCGCAGAUGAUGACUGACAAUUCGGUCAGCGCAAACAGCUCGACGGGAAAUCUGCUCAGGCACGGCGGCCCGAACCAAGGCGAAACCCAGCGCUGA
Messenger RNA from Lasiodiplodia theobromae, 822 nucleotides. RefSeq lists its product as uncharacterized. The record is from RefSeq and is a predicted model, not a curated record. The coding region runs from base 1 to 822 and encodes 273 amino acids. The transcript has a single exon. NCBI's taxonomy places the organism in Eukaryota, Fungi, Ascomycota, Dothideomycetes, Botryosphaeriales, Botryosphaeriaceae.